AUGAGCAUCGCUUGGGGAAAUGUCGGCAAUGCCGAAGACCACUCGCCCGGUCCCACCCAAAAGAACCGACAGUCACCGAAGUCCAACCUUCAGGCCUCUCGCCUGUUUUGGCAGUCGGAUCCUUACAACUUCGUCAUUCUGCAGGCCGGUGGCGAGAGGUUUCACUUUCCCAAGUCCAUUCUCGUCAAGAACUCGCAGAAGCUAGCCUCCAUGAUCAGUAGCUCCACGAACGAGAAGAACAAGCCCGCGACUAUCGACUUCCCCGGCAUCGAUCAAAUCAUCCUUGGCACUUACCUUCACCUUACCUACUGCUCUGAGACCAACGUCCUCAAUGACGACACUGAAUUCAUGGACAACCCCAAUGACCUCCAGCUCGUUAUUCGGCUGUAUCAGUUCACUGAGCGAUUCGAGGACUACAAACUGGCCGACUGGCUGUACGACAGGAUACGAUUCAUUACGCCUAAGCUCGAUGACGGCGAUGUCCUUCAGGGCCCGUCCAAGCUUGAAUGGAUCAAGAUCUACAAGGAUGCUUUCAACGCUCUUGACCAAAAAUAUGACGAGCAUUGUGAGUUGGCUUGGAUAAUUUCUGGGGGUUUCUGCCGGUUCAUCUCUCUCCACGACAUGGAACGCGACAUCCGUCUCAUCGAUGACAGCCCCGCCUUGGUUCGCGCUCUCUUCCUGCGCCUGGCCAGGGAAAACUCCCACGAGCCUCUUCCUUCUUUUGAGUCUGAAGCUGCGUCCACUGAUCGCGAGACGCUUGCGGGCUCUACCUGGGGCGUCAAGGCUGCCUCUGCUCCUGCCGCCAAGCAGACUGGCGAUGACUGGAACGUCUACCAAGAGUCUUCUAGUGCCGACAUGUGGCCUGCUGCUUGCUACGAGUCCGUUGGUACUGACAAGGCUGCCCCCGGCCAGGCUUCGAGUUCCGCCACUGUGCACUCCACGAACGAUGAUUGGGGCACGGGCGUUGCGACCCCAUCUUCUUCGACCUCCUCUGAGUACAACGAAUUCUCUUGGCUUCCUGUUCGUUCCGCCAAGAAGGUCUCCAACGACGGCUGGGGUCCUCCUUCGACUGAGAACCAGGACAUUCCCAAGAAGGUCUCCAACGGCGGCUGGGGUACCACCGCGACUGAGGACGAGGACAGCACUUGGAAGCCUGCCUCCGGUGCCACCUGGGGUGCUUCAGGCAGCGGUUAUGCUGCAGACAGCUGGUAG
Molecule: messenger RNA, 1212 nt
Organism: Colletotrichum karsti
Lineage: Eukaryota; Fungi; Ascomycota; Sordariomycetes; Glomerellales; Glomerellaceae
Exons: 2
Coding region: 1-1212 (403 amino acids)
Source: RefSeq, a predicted model, not a curated record